UCAGGUUCAUUUGAACUUUUAUUGUGAAACCGGAAAUGAAAAUCAGAUUAUUGUUGCUAGCUGGACCAGUUUAGCACCUGUUCUAUAGCUGUCAGUCAGCGGGGCUAUGCUGGCCGUCUGAAAGCCGAACUGAAGGCACACAGACGGGAUCUCUGUGGAUUAUUGCUUCCAAAAAGACUGGAUACCAAGAACCAUGGUGACCAAGAAGGUCAGGACAGAAUAUAUGAAGAAGUUCAGGGAUCCCAAAUGGGAGACGUUCUCUAAAUGCUACGAGGAUUCUCUGAAAUACCGCCUGACCCGGCGAGUGAUGGAGCAUUCCCACAAGCCCUGGUUCUGGGAGAGCUGGGAGACCGCUUCCGACUCCAGCGGCUGGUCCACUCCGAGACUGACCAGAAACAAGGUUGCUCCUCUGUCACUGCCGCCGCCACCUGUGUGCUCAGAGGUCAAACAGAAGCUUAUGGAGGUGAAGACCAGUCUUGAUUUGAAGCCAGAGGUCAAACAGACUGAAGAGGAAACGGGAGAUACUCCUGUUGUAGACUUUGCACCAACAGCAGAUAUUUUAGAAAAUGGCAUAAACAGGCCUGGGGCAGUUUCAGCGUCCAUACCUCCAGACACCAGCGGCCCCUCAGACGACACAGCGACAGACAACAAGCCCGACAGUUCGGAUUCGUCUCACGAGAAGCCGGUGAACCCAGCGCCGCGACGACGCCACCGCUGUCGCACCCCUCGCUCUGUGCCGGCGCAGCGGGACAGUUCCCUCGCAGAUAAACCAGCUGUGGUCCAAAAGCCACCGAGAGCCAAGAGCCAACCAGCAAUAAGCAGCAAGGCGAACCGCAGACCGUCCAGCAGGAUGGACUGGACUGAGAGACAACCAGAGAGCAACACGUCCGCCGCCGGCGUCCAGACGCAGCCCGACAGGCGUAGCUCCAAUCUGGACCGUCGACGGGCCCGGUCGGCCGACCUGGAGAAGACGCGGCGGUCACAGCUAACGAUGGCCGCAGCUGACGACCGCUGGAUGACAGAAUACAUGCGGUGCUUUUCUGCCCGGCUCAGGUAGAGGCCGGAUCCAUAAAGAACCCGUGUUUACCCAGCAGCGGACGAACAUGAGGAGCUGCAGACUGUUCAGCUGACUGAGCAACAGGCUGGGCAGCAGGUUGACUCAAAGUGGUGAAGAAGUUGGCAGGAGAAACUAAAUUAUUCAAACCCCUGGCAAAAUACCUAAAAGAUACCUAAAGUUUCUUCUAACUGGAAGCAACGUUAGCAGAGUGUCCCCUCAUCCUGAAAUUCACUGGCAGGUCUUAAAUUUUGUCAUGGCAGUACUAUACAAUCUCAAUAUAUGCAGUUUGUUUUUCUUUGGUCAAAUAAAUGUUUGAGUUGGACAAACAUUUUUAUUCUAUUAUGACUGUAGGAAUUGAGGCUACUGCUAACUAGCUGCUAAUAACCCUUACUAUCUAGCUUAUUUUGUAUAUUUAAUGGAAAAGUGUAUGUUUGUUUUCACUACUGGCUCACAACCCAUACGAUGCCAUGUAAAGUUUGUACAUAAAAAAAAACACGACACUACUACAUUAAAUAUGCGACUUUCUUUUGUACAUUUCUGUUCAUAAUGGUUAUUAAAAUGUCUUAAAAAGCCUUAAAUUUGAGUUGUUGAAAUCUACAGAAACCCAGAUUAAGUUUUUUUUUUUUUUUUUACUUGAAUCUGAUAGAAAAUCUCUGAAUGGAGCUAAAAAAUUAUGGUGGAGCUCAUCACAACAGGAGAAUCAUCAAAACACCAGGGAAAGACAAGCAGAAAGGUGCUCAACAACCAGAAUAAAGGCUUGUAAAUCAAGUCUUUCCUGUUAAUCUUGGAGAAGAUUAUGAGUAAUUUUGAAACGCAAUUUUUAGUAAAACAAAAAAUAAAAGCAGAUCAAUAUCUCUGCAUCUGAAAUCUCCUGUCAUCAGUGUAUCUAAACAUUAUCAAUAAUAGUUAAAAAGAUGAUGUUUGCCAACAAUUAUUCAGCAUAACCCUGCUUGCUUCUUCACUUCAGAGGCAGCUGAGGUGUAAUGUUGCAUCAGUGAAUCUCUGCUGCUGAGGAUAAAACACCAGAGACGUUUUCACCUGCAGAAAACAGAAAUUCUCCUGUGGUGUAGAAAAGUAAGAAAUGAAAAGAUCUCCGUGUUUGAAUCUCGUUUUUGGAGCUAAGCGGAAACAGAAGUCAGUAAUCUGCAGAUGCUUUCAUAUCCUGUGUGGUUUUGCCUCGAUGGCAGGGAUUCAGUGAGCGCUACGCUGCCCGGUCUGCACUGCGUCUGUGUGAGCCGUGAACAAGGAUCUGGGAUUACAGAGAAGCUUUUUUAACCAGUAUAGACUUUAAGAAAGUGCUAACAUGCUACUGUCUGAAUGUGCAGGAUCUCAUUUCUCCAACCGCUGUACUUUAAAUGAGUUUAUAAAAAGUCGUUCUAGUUUUGUUUUACUUCAACUUUUCUCUCACUCAAAGGCAGCUGAGCUUUUCCAACUCUGAGGAAGCAGAGAGGUGCAAAUUAGAAUAUUUUUGAUAUCUGGUUUGUAUUUUGGGAAUAAGGACUUCUAGUUUAGAGGUUAAUAAAGAACAGAUAAAUAUAACUUAUAAUCUAAAAUCAGUAUUGUAGUCUAACAGAAGAUAUAUUUACGGCACGCUGGCCUUAUAGUUGCUAAAUGAACCUCACUUUAUUUAAAACUGGAGAUAAGCUGUGGAGGUGGGCGGGUUUUAUUUAGGUAAGAUGCAACAAAAGGGGACGUAAUGUAACAGUUGAUCAAAUAAUGCUUUAUUUAUCUGAAUGGCAAAUUUAAAUGAUGU
Molecule: messenger RNA, 2810 nt
Organism: Xiphophorus couchianus (Monterrey platyfish)
Lineage: Eukaryota; Metazoa; Chordata; Actinopteri; Cyprinodontiformes; Poeciliidae
Gene: ccsapa
Product: centriole, cilia and spindle-associated protein a
Exons: 4
Coding region: 194-1057 (287 amino acids)
Biological process (GO): regulation of mitotic spindle assembly
Cellular component (GO): cytoskeleton; ciliary basal body; spindle
Molecular function (GO): microtubule binding
Source: RefSeq, a predicted model, not a curated record